AUGGGUCGCCUCACCAAAUAUUCGCCACGGACGCGAUCUCGGAUUUUGGUAAUCCGCGAUCGCAUCUUCAAGGCGAUGAGGCAAGAGCGGAUGGCGAUCUUGGCAGGCAGCUACCCACGCACGGAAGAAGUCUCAGGAAUUAGGGGAAGCAGGCUUGAUGCAUUCACAGGAGGGAAGUGAACGCUUCAAGCCUGCUUCGUAGGGGAAAUGUCUAAUCUUUCUUGGUUCUCGAUUGCGACUAUUUAUCGCUAUUUCUUGGGCCGCAUUGACGGGACUCCAGAGGAGAAAAAGCCGGACGAGAUGCGCCUCGCGAUGCUCGAGGUUUAUGGUGCUCGGCUUGCCUUGUUUGAGUCUCUCCCCGGCUUCUUCUCCUGCUUCUACUUGCGUAGGGAUUGCCUCCUGCCUAUUGGUUUCGCCUUCUAUUCUAAUCCAUGCUGCACUCGGAUGCGGUUGCCGUGCACCAGCGCUGGCACCGCUUAAAACAGCAACCAGAGCAGACGCCAGAGAAGGAGGGGGAGUACCGCGACAGCCACGUGGCUCUCCGUUAGCUCUUUGGAGGUAUUUCUGGGAAGGUUUUGGCAUAUUUACAAGCUUUGCCGUCGCUCUUGGCUCGAGCUGCUGCCCGUCGCCGCGUGGAGGGUUUCGAGAGGAGGGCCGUGACAAAUUUAGAGAAGACCCCGCAACGCCACCGCCAGGCUAUUCAGUUGGAAAAAACUGCAAAACGCGUUGCAAAGUGUCGAGGUACCACAACAGCCGCGAAGGGAGUCCUCGUUGAAGGAGUGCCGCCUCGGAAAUGCAUGGACUUAUCCGCCUCAUGGGGAAUUUUAUUAACUUUUAAUGCUAUAUUUUUUCACUCAAGUAAUUUUUUUUAUGUUCAGAAGUUUAAAUUUUUCAAAAAAUCCGCGAG
Molecule: messenger RNA, 907 nt
Organism: Amoebophrya sp. A25
Lineage: Eukaryota; Dinophyceae; Syndiniales; Amoebophryaceae
Source: the annotation of a GenBank genome assembly